UGGCGACGGGUGGGUGCGAAAAAACUUCGGACGAGUUAAUUAAUUUUAAAUGUACACCUUGUGGUGAACUUAACAAAGCUAAAGAAGCGUACAAUGUCAAGGAUAUUGCUGUCAGACUUGUGUGGACACACAUCGUGUAUUUCCUGCUCUAAAAGGACACACACUGGUGGAUAAAUUAAACUUAAAGUCAAAAUUAGUAGCAACUGAACUUCCAGUCGUCCCUACGGAGACAUGUAGUACCCAUGGAAUAAAAAUUCUUGACAUGUACUGUGAGAACCAUGACGUUGUUGGAUGUACAAGUUGUAUAGCUCUUGACCACAGGAGUUGUUCAGACGUCCACCUUAUACCGGACGUUAUCGAUAACCUUCUCAGCAAAUCUGACGCAGGUAAAAUGGACCGGAAGUUACAAGACAUGAAGAUGACGAUGAAAGAAAUUAAAACAAAUAGGGAAGCGCUUAUUGAAAGGUUAAUCAAAUCUAAAACAGAGGCUGAAAACGAGAUAAAAGAUUUCGGAAAAGAGAUGGAAACGCUUUUAAAAUCUCUCGAGAAAGAAUCUUUAAAAGAAAUUGAAGAACAGUUCAGACAGAAAAAGCUACAAUUAGAGGAGAAAAAAAGGAGCAGAAGAUGAAUUGGACUUUUUAAAACACGCUGAGGAGAGUCUGGAGAAAGCAGAAGGGAACAGAGCCCAACAAUUUGUUUCCUUGAAAGCUGCACAGUGUAUAAUCACUCAAACUGAAGAGAUUUCUCGCUCACUACGAUUAACAAAUGAUGCAAAGAUAUCGUUCGCUCCUGAUUCAGCUAUACGUAAUAUUUUAUUAAAUUGUAAGACACUUGCUUCAGUCAACCACGAUGUUUCCACACAUUUCCAACAAAGGACAUCGAUGUAUGCAAUUAAAGCAAUAAGAGAAUUGAAUAUCAAAAUGCAAAGUGAUGCGUCAUCCUGUUGGGUACAUGGUUCCUGCUUAACGGAAGAUGGUGCACUGCUUAUGGCUGACUUCUCCAAUAAAACACUAAAAAGAGCAAACAAUGUCACAACGCCAGUACUGGAUUAUUGUAACCUACCAGAUCAGCCUUACAGUGUAUGCUGUAUAGGUAAGCAAGAAGCGGCCGUCACUUUGACGAACAACACUGUUCAAUUUGUGUCCCUUGCAGAUCAGAUGACGCCUACACGCCAGAUAAAGCUGACCCAUAAAUGCUUUGGUAUCGCUUACAAGGGAGAUAAAUUGUAUAUAACUGAUUACGGCAAAUCAUUGUAUAUAUACGAUAUGACAGGAAACUUACUGCAGAAAGUUUCACAAAACAUUACCGGGAACAGUCUGUUUCAGUGGAGUCGGCAUAUUGCUUUCAGUGAUACUGGAAAGGAAACGUUUGUAACAUGUCAGGCUAAAGGCCUUAUAAAUCUUGAUGUGAAUGCGAGACAUACGAACAUUUAUACUGCUUCAGAGUUGUCAAUUACAACAGGAGUUUGUUCAGAUGGAAGAGGCAACCUGUCUGUGUGUGGACACGGUUCUAAUAGUGUUGUCCAGAUUGGACAGGAUGGAAAUAAAAUUGGUGAAAUAGUGAAAUCAUCAAAUGGACUGAAAAGUCCUCAGUCGUUGUGCUUUGACCAGCGGACUUCAACAUUGGUUGUUACACAAACAGACAGCGACAUAGUGAAAUUAUUUGACAAACAAUAAUAAUAAUUACAUAAUUAUAGGUGGUUACCUCAAAGGUACACAAUGUAUCUGAGAAAAAUUCUGUUUUUAAAACGUCGAAUGUAUUUUUGAUUUCCUGUAUUCACAUAUCAGAUCUGUUAAAAUAAUUAAUAUGACUUGUUGUGCAGAAUUGUGUCUUUAUUCAUCUCUUAGAUAUUUUUUCCAGUAAACAUUACAAAAUUACAAAAUGCCCUAAAAAAGGAGAAUAUUAAUAACAGAACAGUAUAGUAUGUAUUCUAUAUUUUGUACGAUUCAGUAAAUCGGCUUCUGAAGAUUGUGUAGAUUGAUAUUAUUGAAAUCCUCACACUCACAUCACAUGAUAAACUAAAGAACCAAGGAACUUAAAAGGUGGAUGUUUACAUAUAAUAUUUAAAUGACAAGUUUAGAGUAUUUGGUGCAUUUUUAUUAAUUCAAAUUGAAUAUGUUUUCAUACUAUUUGAUGUUAAUCACAUGUCCGACAAAAAUAUACAUUAUGUAUAGUCAUGAAUUGGUUACCUGUUCUCACACAUACAAAAUUGUUAAGAAAUCGAAUAAGAAAAACAGAUGCUAGUGUGUUUGAAAAUACAAUGUACAUACAUUUUGUCUUGAAUAUUGCCCGUGAUCUCAGGUAAAACCGCAGUGGUAAAAUAUAUUAAAUAUUACAAAACUAAUGUAUAUUUAAAAGAACUACAAAGUUUUUAAACUGAAGGUGGGAGUAGGACUACCAAACGUAUAAAAUGCAGAGCUGUACUUGAAAUAAGAUUUACAUUUACCACAUAGCCUAGACAAGAAUGUUGAUACAAAACUAUUACCCGCCUCGUGAAAAAAGAAUGUUUGAUGUUUUUUGCGAGAUAUUGCCGCCAUUUAAUGUAGUGUGAUGAUAAAAGAUGUAGCAUUUUUGUGCCAGUAAACUAUUAAAAUUAUGUAUUUGUAUGUUAUAUAUAGGUUCAGAGCAGCAUGUCUAGAAACAUUCUCCUACUGUCAAAAGAGUAAUGUGUUUUUGUCGGUAACUCUUGUUGUGUGAAAUGUUAAUAAUACGGUGUUUACACAUGGUUAGUGUAAACGUUUGGUACGAAUUGCAUUUCCAGACCUUCCCUUAUAAAAAUCUGAACUAUGUAUAGCGCAUGUGCUGAUCGCAGUGGAGUUAUCUUUAUGUCGCUAUGGGUUAUUGUAGUUAAUUUUGGUAGAGAAUGCCACAAUGCAAAUUAGCCAUUGCCCAUGAACGCAUCAGUGAUGUGAGUAAACGUUGGAUAAAAAAUGUGCGAAAGAAUGACUUCAACCACAAAAACGAAACUAAUUAAUUGUCAACACACUUAGUCAGCUGGUUUUAUAAUGAAAUCAAAUGAAACAUUAUAGGACGAAAUUUGCAUUGGACCUACGUACUACAUGCUUGGUGUGUUUACCUGCCAGCUGUGGUUGUUUAGAAGAAAGUUUUUAUAAAACUUCUAUUUAAAGAUAUCCAAUGCCCAUCUUUCACUCAUUGUUUAUUAUAUAUUUACUUCAAAUGUAGAAAUUCAUGAUCAGAUGUUUUGAACUUUACUAAAUAUGUAAAGUAAUUGUGUAUGCAGAACUAUAUUAUAUUCAUGCGGUGUUUCAGUGGUAGUACAUAUUUAUAUAAAAAUUUCUUAUGCCUGCGAUAAGAUAAUUAUAGGUCAUUGAUGUAUGUUUUCAAAUUCAUUUUAUGCCACUAGCUGUGAAUGUAUUGACUGAUACACCCCUUAACUAUACAAAAAGGUCAUAAAUGGAAACAAUUGUUUUUUUCUUCUAAAAAAUAUCUGACAAGUGCCCCCAGGAUGACAUAGCGUAUUAAAUGCCGUAAAAUGUUUGGUAUAGUUGGUCACACUAACCUGUAGGACUUGCUCAAAUAUUAAUGAUAGAUAAGACAUUUUAUUCCCUUAGUGACCUUUAUAGUUUUGUAGUAAUUAUCUCUAUGAACAAUAUACUCGUUUUUUUCUAUUUAGAGAUUUAUAAAGA
Mercenaria mercenaria is the source of this 3647-nucleotide messenger RNA. RefSeq lists its product as uncharacterized. The record is from RefSeq and is a predicted model, not a curated record. Gene Ontology annotation, molecular function: protein binding. The coding region runs from base 882 to 1676 and encodes 264 amino acids. The transcript has 2 exons. Lineage: Eukaryota; Metazoa; Mollusca; Bivalvia; Venerida; Veneridae.